CCAUGGAGAAUUACUUCCAGGCCGGGCCUUCCAACCUGGACAAGGUGCUGGAUGAGUUCGAGCAGAACGAAGAUGAGACAGACAAUCCCAUUCUCUCGGAUGCCAAGUGGACCCAGAUACUGGCCCCGCCAGCCCACCUGCUCUCUCUGAACCCCGCCCUGGCCCACGCAGACCUCAGCCCCCGGGAGAGUCCGCUGCCCUUCAAAACCCUCCCCGACUCCUCCUCAAGCACCUCCCCGGGGGCCGACCCUAAAAGACAUCCUGGUCCUGAUCCCCCAUCCUGGGUAGAAGAGAGGCCAGCAGACGUCCACAGCCCGCCCCUCCCCCAGCCCAACAUCGGCAAACUGGUGGGCACAGACGAUCUCUCGCCGCCCCCCGUGACGGCCUGCACUGCUGUGGAGAAUGGCUGCCCUGCCAGCCCCGCAAGCCCACAUCUGGAUGGGCUCAGUAAGGAGAUAAACUCUCCUUCAGACAACCAGCCCGGUGCCGCGGACCAGGAGGCUAAACCUCAUCCAGAGGAGAGAGCCGCCUCAGCAGGAGGAGGAGGCACCACUGUCAAUCACACUCACUUUACCUUCGAGGAUGGAUUACAACACGAAGACGAAACUCAUCCAAAUGUGGAACCGACAACACAAAAUGGGGAAGAUGUGAAAGAGGAGGCCAGUACAGAUGUUUUACAGGACAAUGGUCAAGAAAAACAAACUGCAGACUUUAAGGAGGAGCAGGUAGAAAGUCUCUUGAAUAGGGGGCGAGAUGUUCAGGCUGGUUGUGGGGUGGAGGAGAAUGGUGUGUCUCCUCCUGACAGGGUCAGAGUGGAGGAGAAGGAGAGGAGAUGUGGUUCAGACGGACACACAGACCAACUCCUCAGAAUAACAAGCCUUCCUAAUGGUUUGGAGCAGGAGAGCCAUGCCAGACUUGAGGAGGAGGAGGUGGAGGAGGGUUUUUCUCCCUCUCCUGUCCCCUCCAAAGAGGACUCUGUUACUGAGGAGAAAGAAAUGGAGGAAAGCAAGCAAGAGAGCAGCGAAGGAGGCGCAGUGGGGUCAGGUAGCAUCCAACCAAAACUCAACAACAAUCGGCUGCAGCCGGUCAGUGUUCCCUACGGGGGAGCGCGACCGAAGCAGCCGGUCAGCCUCAAGCUCCAGAUCCCUCAGCCGCUGUCGGGCCAAGUCCAAAAUCAGCUUGGCCCGUCUGCCGUCAGCAAGAACAAAAACCAGGAGAACCAGUGUCGGAGAGGCACGCCUUCUGAAAACACGCCCAGUGGGACAGAUCAGAGUGUAGUCGGGGUGAACGGAGAUGGUGUCGUCCACUCUGCUCCUCUGAUCCCCUCUGAGAGCCCAGACAACGACCUCCAGGCAGGUCAACAGGGCUCCCUGUGCAGGAAACCUGCCAGCUCCCUGGGAGAGGUCGCCCCGGUGUGGGUGCCCGACUCCCAGGCCCCUGUCUGCAUGAAAUGUGAUGUCAAGUUCACCUUCACCAAGAGGAGGCACCACUGCAGGGCCUGUGGCAAGGUUUUCUGUGCGACGUGUUGCAGCCUGAAGUGCAGGCUCAUGUACAUGGACAGGAAGGAGGCUCGCGUAUGCGUCACCUGUCAUUCUGCACUGACAAGUGCUCAAUCAUGGGAGACACCGGCCACUGCGAGCAACCAGAGUCCAAACCCCAACAACCCAGCGGAGUACUGCUCCACUAUCCCCCCUCUGCAACAGGCCCAGGCCUCAGGGGUGCUCAGCUCCCCUCCUCCGACCGUCAUGGUGCCCGUGGGAGUCCUGAAACAGGCUGGCAACGAGGGGUCCCUGACACGCGAGCAGAGGAGGGUGUGGUUUGCUGAUGGAGUGCUACCAAACGGAGACACAGCAGAGUCCCCGAAACCUCCGACCUCCAGCCCGGCCCCCUCGCAGUCUCUGGCCAUUUCAAACAAAUCCUCCACUUCUGAAUCGUCAGAGGCAGCCCAUACCCCUGUAGCCCCGGUGGGCAGCCCCGUGGGCAGCUCCCUCAGCCUGAUCCCGGAGGACGGGCUCCCUCCCAUCCUCAUCUCCACCGGAGUCAAAGGAGAUUACGCAGUGGAGGAGAGGCCGUCGGAGAUCGUCCUCAUGCAGCAGCUGGAGGAAGGAGGACCGGACCCCCUGGUCUUCGUGCUCAACGCUAACCUGCUCGCCAUGGUCAAGCUCGUCAACUACGUAAACAGGAAGUGUUGGUACGUGACGACGAAGGGCAUGCACGCCGUCGGCCAGGCUGAGGUGGUCAUCCUGCUCCAGUGUCUACCUGACGAGAAGACCAUCCCGAAAGACAUCUUCACCCACUUUGUGCAGCUCUACCAGGAGGCCCUCAGUGGCAACGUGCUCAGCCACCUGAGUCACUCGUUCUUCACGCAGAGCUUCCUGGGCAGUAAGGAGCACGGCGGCUUCCUCUACAUCAGCCCCUCCUUCCAGUCGCUGCAGGACCUGCUGCUGCCCAACCCGCCCUACCUCUUCGGCAUCCUGAUACAGAAGUGGGAGACGCCCUGGGCCAAGGUUUUCCCCAUCCGCCUCAUGCUGCGGCUGGGUGCAGAGUACCGAUUUUAUCCAUGUCCGCUGUUCAGUGUUCGCUUCAGAAAACCCCUUUUUGGAGAGACCGGUCACACUAUCAUGAAUCUGCUUGCGGACUUCCGUAACUACCAGUACACUCUGCCUGUGGUGAAAGGUCUGGUUGUAGACAUGGAGGUGAGGAAGACGAGCAUUAAGGUCCCCAGUAAUCGUUACAAUGAGCUGAUGAAGGCCAUGAACAAGUCCAACGAACACGUGCUGGCCAUGGGGGCGUGCUUCAACGACCGGGCCGACUCCCACCUGGUGUGCGUCCAAAACGAUGACGGGAACUACCAGACGCAGGCCAUCAGCAUCCAUCACCAGCCUCGCAAAGUUACUGGAGCCUGUUUCUUUGUGUUCAGUGGAGCUUUGAAAGCCUCGUCGGGCUUCUUAGCCAAAACCAGCAUUGUGGAAGACGGCGUGAUGAUCCAGAUCACAGCUGAGACGAUGGACUCCCUACGGCAAGCCCUGAGGGACAUGAAGGACUUCACCAUCACGUGCGGUAAAGCCGACCAGGAGGAGAACCAGGAGCUCGUCCACAUCCAGUGGACGGAGGACGACCACAACUUCAACAAGGGUGUCAUCAGUCCGAUUGAUGGGAAGUCUAUGGAGUCCAUCACCAGCGUCAAGAUCUUCCACGGCUCCGAGUUCAAAGCCAACGGCAAAGUCAUCCGCUGGACAGAGGUGUUUUUCCUCCAGAGUGAGGAUCAACCCAACGGUCUGAGCGACCCGGCCGACCACAGCCGGCACGAGAACGUGGCGAGAGCUUUCUGCAUGGCGCUGUGUCCGCACCUGAAGCUGCUGAAGGAGGACGGCAUGGCCAAACUGGGACUGAGGGUCACACUGGACUCUGACCAGGUGGGUUACCUGGCAGGAAGUAACGGCCAGCCGCUCCUGCCUCAGUACCUGAGCGACCUGGACAGCGCGCUGAUCCCCGUCAUCCACAGCGGGGCGUGCCAGCUGAGCGAGGGCCUGGUCAUGGAGCUCGUCUUCUACAUCCUGGAGAUCAUCUCCUAAAAGUCUGCUGAGCUUCACCUCCAGACAUCUUUUUACUUUCCGACGUCAUCUCACCGCCCGCUCCUCCUCCAUCACUUCCCUUCAACCGAUUGCACUUCAAAAAGAGCCCGAAAACUGUGGCGUGCCAGGCGGGGUAGCAUUCCUCAAGUCAAACCUAUGCAUCCAAUCGCCGUCUGUUUCUGCUCCAGAGGCCG
Molecule: messenger RNA, 3769 nt
Organism: Plectropomus leopardus (leopard coralgrouper)
Lineage: Eukaryota; Metazoa; Chordata; Actinopteri; Perciformes; Serranidae
Gene: zfyve9a
Product: zinc finger, FYVE domain containing 9a
Biological process (GO): endosomal transport
Cellular component (GO): early endosome membrane
Molecular function (GO): metal ion binding
Source: RefSeq, a predicted model, not a curated record